AUUUUACAAAACUACAUGUGGGGCCCGCGUAUAUGUUCCAGCUCCUUUCCCAUUAAUACCCCACGCGUUCAUUUCGAACCCAGGCUCGCUCUCCGCUCCUCCGCCGGGGACUUGAGAGGGCUUCUUCUCUCGCCAUCUGAUUCGAUUCUUCUUGAAGUUGUCUUAAUUCAGAUCAUCCAGAGCGCCAUGGGAACUGAAGACUCUAAAGACCUACUGAAAAACAUGGAUUGGAAAACAGUGGGUGGUGCUGUCCCUGGUCAACCAAGUGUGUCGGUCACAAAAAAGCGGCUUCCGAAGAAAAUAAGACAAGUCCCUGACUACUAUUUUCUUCCUCGGCGAUCAUUACCCUCUGCUAUUGCCGUCUAUGGCGCUCUCUGUGCAGCUGGAGUUGGUGCUGGGAUGCUAGUGGAGGUUUGGAUAAACAAAAAGAUUAAAGAGGAUGGCGGCGUUGUCUGGGAGAUGAACUGAAAGGGCUGAGCAUAUUUACGGGUGACAGUAGGAGGUGCUCUAAAGUUUUCUAGCAUACUCAGACGCAAAGAUGCUUUAUUAGCUUGAAAUGGAUUAUCUCUAACUGUAUACUGUAAUGAUGGCCAAGAUGUUUCCAUUUAUUUCGUUCCACAGGCAUUAUGCGGUGUAAUGUUUCUUUUUUAUCCCUAGUUUUUUAAGUCUUCACUGGAUUCUUCAUUCCUGGAAAUCAAGUAAUUUAUUACAGUUAUACAUGUUGCCUCAGCAAUUUUGACACUGA
Molecule: messenger RNA, 745 nt
Organism: Phoenix dactylifera (date palm)
Lineage: Eukaryota; Viridiplantae; Streptophyta; Magnoliopsida; Arecales; Arecaceae
Source: RefSeq, a predicted model, not a curated record